UCCCCCGUUCACAGAGAGCGAAACAAACAUGGCGAUAGACUCGAGUGGAUGGGGGUUUACGCUAACUUUACUCGUCUUUUCUUGUGUUUUUGCGGGCAGUCAAGCCGAGGCGGCGCUUUCGGAGUCAAGGGGCAACACACGGAUACUCGGCAUGAGGCUGGAGAAGAGCGACACGCCGGCCGAGACCACCGAGAGUGGGGUUAUUCAGGUGACCGAGGGCAGCGACACCCUCUUCAGGUUCUACGGGCUCCACUUGUUCCCGAACAGCUCGAAGCUCAUCGGGUUCACGGAACUUUACUCCAGUGAUAAAGAGGAUGAUAGUUUGGGCGCAAUCGCGGUCCCCAUCAAUAGUACUUGUCCCGAAAUCACGAAGGAUAUCGCAGUGACGGGGUCCAUGGAAGUAAGCAACUUCAACACCUCCGGGGUGGUCAACCUCAAGAUCAAGCAGCUCCGAAAGAGCGAGGUGGUGAAGGUGUUCGGCUUGUGCGUCCGGGACAAGGAGGAGAAGGAGACGACGUGGUACCUGCUGGACGAGAAGGACGGCAGACUCCGGGUGGUGGAGGAGAAGAAGUCCUUGUUGCCCAUCUGGCUGCAGGUGAUUCUCAUCUGCUUCCUGCUUGUGCUGUCCGGCAUGUUCAGCGGGCUCAACCUGGGGCUGAUGGCCCUGGACCCGAUGGAGCUCCGCAUCGUGCAGAGCUGCGGCACCGAGAAGGAAAAGAAGUACGCGCGGAAGAUCGAGCCCAUCCGCAGGAAGGGUAACUACUUGCUGUGCUCGCUGCUUCUCGGAAACGUCCUGGUCAACACCACCCUCACCAUCCUCCUGGACGACCUCACCAAGUCCGGGGUCGGCGCCGUGGUCGCCUCCACGGUGGGCAUCGUUAUUUUCGGCGAGAUCGUCCCGCAGGCGCUGUGCUCCCGGCACGGUCUGGCAGUUGGGGCCAACACCAUCCUCGUCACCAAGCUGUUCAUGCUGUUGACUUUCCCUCUGUCGUGGCCCAUCAGUAAGAUCCUCGACUGCGUCCUGGGCCAGGAGAUCGGCACCGUGUACAACCGGGAGAAGCUGGUGGAGAUGCUGAAAGUCACCGAGCCAUACAACGACCUGGUGAAGGAGGAGCUCAACAUGAUCCAAGGCGCGCUGGAGCUCAGGACCAAGACAGUGGAGGAUGUCAUGACCCCGAUCGGCAACUGCUUCAUGAUCCACAGCGACGCCGUGUUGGACUUCAACACCAUGUCCGAGAUCAUGGAGAGCGGAUACACGAGGAUACCCGUGUAUGAGGACGAGCGGUCCAACAUCGUGGACAUCCUGUUUGUCAAGGACCUGGCCUUCGUGGACCCGGACGACUGCACCACGCUCAAGACCAUCACCAAGUUCUACAACCAUCCGGUCCACUUCGUCUUCCACGACACCAAGCUGGACUCCAUGCUGGAGGAGUUCAAGAAAGGAAAAUCCCACCUGGCCAUCGUCCAGAAGGUGAACAACGAGGGGGAGGGAGAUCCUUUCUACGAGGUGUUGGGGUUGGUCACCCUGGAGGACGUGAUCGAGGAGAUCAUAAAGUCAGAGAUUCUGGAUGAAUCAGACCUUUACACUGAUAACCGCACCAGGAAAAAGGUGGCGCCCAAUAAGAAUAAGAGAGACUUCUCUGCCUUCAAACAUGAAAGCGAAUCGAAAGUGAAGGUCUCGCCUCAGCUGCUGCUGGCCGCCCAUCGCUUCCUGGCGACAGAGGUGAGCUUGUUCAGCCCGUCUCAGAUCUCAGACAAGGUGCUGCUGCGAAUCCUGCGCCACCCUGACGUGAUCCAGGAAAUCAAGUUCAAUGAAAGCGACAAGCGCUCGGCCCAUCACUACGUCUACCAGAGGGGGAAGCCCGUCGACUACUUCGUUCUCAUCCUGCAGGGUCGAGUGGAGGUGGAGGCCGGCAACGAGAACAUGAAGUUUGAGACCGGACCUUUCUCAUUCUAUGGUGUGAUGGCGCUCAGUGCCCCCACGCUGGAGUUUCGUUCGCCGUCCCACCUCAGCGGGCUGAACCGCACGGCCUCUCUUAGCGGAGCCGACCGGACAGAUUCGCUCUCCAUCAGCGGCAGCAACAGCCAGCUCAACAACAGCAUCCCCUCGCAGCAGUACACACCCGACUUCUACGUCCGAGCGCUCACCGACCUGCAGUUCGUCAAGAUCACACGGGCCCAGUACCAGAACGGCCUGAUGGCGUCUCGUCUGGACAGCACGCCCCAGUCCCCGGAGAGCGGCCACAACAUGGCUCGCCUGGAUCAGACCACUCCCCCCGUCAACACCACCAUCACGGACAUGGGAGCGGACUCCACCCCGACGGAGAACGGUCCAGACGAGACGACGCUUCUCCUCCUCAACGAGCAGAACUCACCGCACACAGCCAACCACCACAGCCAAUUGGAAAACAGCAUUUGACCCCCCCGACCCUUCCCUCCAUACUCUGUUUGCACGCAUGCACUACUACGCUCGAAUGUAUGCUGAGUGGGGGAGGAACGUGUGUGUGUGUGUGUGUGUGUGUGUGUGUGUGUGAGAGAGAGAGUGUAGGGAUGCAGACACAUGCCUUGGCACAGCUGGCAAGGCAUAGAGAGACAAGCCAUGUGCAUGCAUAUUGUAUAAAUAUGCAAGGAUUAACCAAACAGACACACACACACGUAGACAUACCAAAGUAUAUUGUGGGAACUUGCCACACCCAAUUUUCAAUCAUAAACAGACUCAACACAACACUCAUCCAAGGUAGUUCAUCACCUGAAAGGAGUAUCUGUAUCUGUAUCUCUGUGUGUGUGUGUGUGUGUGUGUGUGUGUGUGUGUGUGUGUGCGUGCGUGCGCGCGUGCGUGCAUGCACAUGCUCCUUAAUGUAUUAACUGAUGACAAAGAUCUGAAGGACCUGAUUGUCUGGACCAGAAAGCUCCUCCCUCUCUCGCCCAUCAACGUUAUCGGCAAACAGAGGCGAGUUACUUCCUCUGUGUGUGUGUGUGUGUGUCUCUGUGUGUUUUUAUAUGUGCGUGCGUGUGUGCGUGUGUGCUUCCAAUUCACUGUCCCUAAUCAAAGACUCAGGGAGACUCCGCCCUCCCCCUCCCCCUUCCACGGCCUCUUCGCCGACGUACAUACAUGCAACUGUGGUCCAAAGCCGCGAACCAACCCCCCCGCCGCAUGUGUAGCAGCCUGCCUCCCCUCCUCGCCAUCCAUACAGCUAGAAGACAAAGACGACCCGAGCAUGUCAGCAGAGUUCAAACAAAGUAAUAUAUGUUCCGUAGAAAUUUAUAGCCAGAUAUUUAUUGAUGAAUUCAGUGUGAGACGGACACACGAGACUCCUACUGACUCUUUUGUUGGGGGGAGGGUUUGGGGUGGACUCGAUAUAUAUAAAUAUAUAAAUAUAUUUUUCCUUCUUGUUUCCUUGAUAGAAGCAGUAAGUAGCCCAGAGCCUUCAUCCCAGAGUUGUUAAGAGAUUUAGCAGCGAUAGACAGCCAGUCUGUAUCGUGAUUAAGACAAUCAAUAUGAUCGUUAUGAAUGUGUUAAAUUAAAUGUGUAGGGUACGUUAACUGUGGCCACCCAGCUCUCAAACGGCCUCCCCUCUGUGAACCCCCCCAGUUUCACAUGACUCGGGUCAUGUGGGAGACGUUCGAGAGCGCUGAGACGUGGCGACUCCUUUCCUACUUUCUAAGCGAGGGUGGAUCGUGCGUGUGAGUGUUUGUGCUUGUAUGUGACCAAAAAGGCCAUCACCAGACUCGGUGGGAACAUAAACCAAAAGAGGGAAGCUUGAUCACAUUCUGAUGAGAAAGUAGUUAUAGAAAUCGGAGACCUUAUUUAUUGAGUUCGAUGUGUGCGCGUGUGUGUAUAUAUUAUUGUCAACGUAGGAGGGACAAGAAAUGUGACUUUGCCUCGUUGUGAGAUUUUACCUGUUUAGUGAUCCUUUGCAUUUAGUGGUUAUGUUCGGGUUUUCUUUUCGUAAAUCAGACAACAUUUAUUGUUGUUUGUAUUUGUGCAGCCAAACACACAUCGCUCAGCCAAAUUUUGUCAGUUUUAUGCGAAACAAUGUUAUGUAUAUUUUCUGAUUAUCACAAUGCACACACUCCAGUUACAUUUUACUGUACUCUGUGAGAAGGAUUUGAAGGAAAAUCUUUCCUCAAACUCACAUUUUGUGUCUUGUGACAGAUUCUUCGUAACUUGACUUCCAGCAGACCCACAGUGCUGUUUCAUACAUUUUAUUUUAUUUUUUACAUGAAAAGUAAAUGACACAUCAGAUUUUUUAAAGGGACAGUUCAUCCCAAAAUCUUUUUUUUACCCUCAUACCUGUUGUGCUGUAUAUUGCUGAGUUCUGGAGAUAUCGCCAAAACUUUGAAAAACUCAACAACAACAUGCCUCUUUCCAGAAAUCAUGAGCCAGUUACUCAAGAUUAUCCACGUGCGCAGAAGGAAGCGUGCAGGUAGGAGAGGCUGGCGUCAUCCUGGGCUGAGCUGUAGCGUUAGCUAUCACAAUGGAUUUACACUAAGGUUAGGGGAGUAAAUACACUCUUCCUUCUGUGCAGUGAUACAAUUGGUGGGAGUAGUUUGUUUGAAAGUAAAUAGUUCCUGCAUGAAAACUGCUCAUAGCAAGAACAAUGGUGUAUCUUGAGUAACCGGGGCAUGAUUGGAUGGAUUAUUAAACUGCACUACAGGUAAGAGGGGGGGAAGAAAAUUUUGAUUUUGGGAUGAACUGUCCCUUUAAAACCAAAGAGGAAGGGCUGCUGUCUACUCUUGUUAAUUCUGCAAAGAUGUCGCAUAGCGAUACAUCCGCGUACAGAUUGGUUUCCACACUAACAGCUACAUGUACCAGAAUGCAAUGCAGCCACAUGAAAAGUUGUGUUUUUAGUAAGCAUUGCUCUCUCUUUUUUCUCUCGUCUGUGCUGUCAAUAUCGCUUACAUGUUUUGUCCCCUUACUGAGCAUAGAUCACAGGUGAAUCCAGCAGGUCCCAUCUGCUCUCCACAUGUUGUGAAAAGGGAUUCUGGGAAACGUAGGACAUCAGGAGUAGGAGUUACACACUAAAGGGAAGUGUGUACAUUAAAAAUAAUUUUAACAGCCUAUUUCAGAAGGCACUGAUCAUCUCAAAUUGCUGAUUUUUGAGUUUUCCUGGUGGAUACUUCUCUUUAAUGUUGCUGCUUUCCUGAGAUCAACAGCAUCGUCAAACACAACCAAAACUGUCCUGAAAGAAGAAAUAGAAGAUAUACAAAGCACUUUUCCUUCCGUUUUUCAGUGUGAAUCUGAAACCAAAACUUAACAAAAUUAUUUCAUUUCUGCUUUCAAAUGAAUUGGAAUGACACGUUGUGGGUUUUGUAAUUGGGAAAGCUUCAAUGUCACAAAUGUUUUGGAAAAGAACAGGAAAAUUCACUCAGUCUAAUGUUAAGUCUGUAAAUUCCAGACCGCUCUGCAGCUGCAGCUCAUGGAAAUAUUUGUAAUCUCUUCAGAAUUCGUUUGCAUUUUGAGGGUUUUGUGUCAUAUCAACACGUCAAUAGCUUUUGAAGCAGCCUGUCUCUUCAUGUCACGUGUUAGAAGAAGCGAACACUUUCUGCCCUAAACACUAAUGAUUAGACGUGUUUUAUGGGCUGAUGCAUUGUGGGUCGGAGCUGUCCUGGUGUGUUGUCUUUGCAACAGAAUGCCAACGGUUUAUCUCCAGGUUGCUUUGCCGGUUAGCAUGGAGGUUGUGUUAUAUUACAUCCAGUUUAUGAAACAGUCUACUUGUCAUGUAGGCUGUGUGACUCUUUGAGCUCGUGUCACACCGCGGUGCAACACAGUGUGCCUCACGCUGCCUUAAAAACACUUCAGUUUGGGUCUGGUGUCCCGUCUGCCUCUCAGUUUAAUACAUUGUGGUACUGUUCAGUUUAUUUUGUUAAUUGGAAAAUGUUCACAGUUACACUAAUCACAUUUCAAUGCGAGUUUCACAACACUAAAAUGAUGACAAUGUGGAUUUUUAGUCAUAUUAUUGGUUGAGUUUAAACGUCAGUGAGUGAAGCGAUGCUGAUUCUAAGUUAGCUUGCUAGCAAAGAUGAAAAUCUGGUAUAAUAGAAAUAAAAUACGCCCUUUCUACACGCUGGUGUUUUGGAAUCCAUGAUAGUUACGCCGUUUUACCAAUUAUCUACUAUGUGACUCGACUAGUCGCUAAAGCUUAAAUGCUUAAGUUGGUAAAGCUAAUCUGAAAUUGGAACAUUGGCUAAGCUAGCUAGCUAACAUCUGGAGCCACUCGCGACACUUUAUUUUCGUUCAGAGGGUUUCUCUCAUUUUGUAAAGUAGCAACAUUUCUCCGGGGUUGAAUAUUCAUAUUCGUGUGUCCUAAAGAUAAAUGUGCAUCUACAGUCCUGGGUGGUAAAGCUUGAGCACAACAGCAUUUUGAGAUAAACUUAUUUUGUUAGCACUAGCUCACAAAGCGAUCCCAACAGAUUUUUUUUUCUUAAAUCUGUUAUCCAGCAGCAGCCUUAUAUCUUAAAGUGUGUUUUUGUGAUCCUGCACACGUUCCCCAACAUUUGCACUACCUUGUUCCCGGUGCGGUCCGUGGAAACACUGGUUUCUCCUCUGAGAAACAGUGUGUCGUUUCAGGCAGACUGUGGACGUCUGUGGGCUCACGAAGACACCACCUGCCGCUGUUUUACUAUCACGCUCAUGUUAGGAACGCUUCAUCCCUCGGUCAUUGAGAAAUGCAUGGAAGGUCGCAAAUGGUCAAGCUUGCUUGCACAAUCAUGGGAUAUGUUGUUGUUGAAUGCUGACAAAAUGAUUCGUUUCUGAAAGGGAGUAGAUGGCCAUUAAUCGUAAAUUAAUCUUUCGUUCUUUCCACCCACUGAUGUUACACUCAACCAGUCUCCUCUGCAAACAGCAGCUCUGCCGCUGAGAAGUGUGUCUGUUUCUAUCGUUUAAUGCUCCCGCUGUUCUGCAUUCUGGGAGUAAAGGAAAAGUUCACAGUUCAGACUCCUCCAUCAGUAAAAAUAGAAGCACUUUAGCAAAGGAAGGCAGUAUUUUCCCAAAAGACAGAAAUCAGUAGUUUUGUUGCAAUUCUGUUACUGACCAGGGUGUCAUAAUCAUUUGUCGCUGAGUCAUUUAUGUGACACUGUGUUUUUUUUUUCCAUGCAGCUGUCAUGUCUUUCACAGAAACUUAAUCACCGUUCUGUUGCCUUCGCUAAUCUUUUAAUGACUGUGCUGGAUUUCUUUAUUUUUUUUUUAUUUUUUAUUUUUUGGACUCAUUCCUGGAUUAUUUCUGACAUACACACACACUCACACACACACACACACACUCACACUCCCAUUUCAAAGAACUGUUUUUUUGUUCAUUUUGUAGAUUUUGAUGGCUGAGAUUAUUGUCGAUUAUUGUUUUUGUUUGUGUGCGUGCCUCUGUACCCCACCUCUUUUAAAUUGUACUGGGUUUGGACUGAUUAUGUGUGUACGUAUGUGUGAAUGCCUGUGAAUCAAGUCUGGUUGUUUUUUUGUACCUCAGAACACUGUCAGUAAUUGUGGUAAAUUAAUCUUUUUUUAUUCGUCAUGGAAUUUGAUUUGGGAACAGGGCGAAUGGAGCGACUGGCGUUGGGGGAAGAAAUAAAGUGAUUGUCCUUCAUUCUCUCUGGCAUGCUGUAACUUAAAGAACAACAACAGAGAAACAAGGUGUAAAUAAUGUUUUAUAAUUUCUGUCUUUAUGAGUUUUCAAGAUGAAGAAAGUUAUUAAUAAACUUGAGAUAUAUUUCUC
Chelmon rostratus (copperband butterflyfish) is the source of this 7706-nucleotide messenger RNA. It is a transcript of the gene cnnm4b, whose product is annotated as metal transporter CNNM4. Gene Ontology annotation, molecular function: magnesium ion transmembrane transporter activity; sodium ion transmembrane transporter activity. Lineage: Eukaryota; Metazoa; Chordata; Actinopteri; Chaetodontiformes; Chaetodontidae. The coding region runs from base 29 to 2419 and encodes 796 amino acids. The record is from RefSeq and is a predicted model, not a curated record. Gene Ontology annotation, cellular component: plasma membrane. The transcript is spliced from 7 exons. Gene Ontology annotation, biological process: magnesium ion homeostasis; magnesium ion transport.